AUGGUUUGUCUUACAGGAUUGGAAGUCUUCUGUGAUGAUCCUGUCUUAGUAAAGACUGUGGAAUCACAGACAUGCUCCAAGAUAUUUGCUGUGGAAGUGCUGGAGAGGAGUGAUAUUCCUCUUCUUGUUCUUUAUGACACUUCCGGAGAAGAUGAUAUCAAUAUCAAUGCUACUUGUCUGAAGGCAUUGUAUGACAAGUCCCUUGAACUGCACCUACAGGUUGAUGUACUGUAUACAAAUGUCAGGGUAACCAGUGUGUUUUCAGACGGAAGCUUGUAUUGCCAAGUGCCAUGUAAUGGCUUGUCUAGACUUUCAGAAGUCUUGCAGAAACUAGAAGACUACUUCCAUUACAAGCAGACAUCUGAGUUUAAUGUAUCACUACCUUUCUGUGGCAAAAUCUGCUUGUUUCCUUCCAAAGGAAAAUGGGCACGUGUAGAGAUAAGAAUUAUUCACACUAGACGGGCACUUGAAGUGCAGUUCACAGAUACUGGAAACAUUGCAACUGUAAAAGUAUCAGAGCUUAGAGAAAUCCCACCACAGUUCCUGAGAGAAGUAAUUUCAAUACCUCCUCAGGCUAUAAAAUGCUGCCUAGCAGAUCUGCCUCCUAACACUGGCAUGUGGACUCCAGAUGCUGUACUGCAGCUAAGAGAUGCUGUGAUGAAUUGUCCUGAAUUUAGCCUGAAGGUGGCUAAACAGGAUAGUUCAAAGGGAAUUGCACACAUUUACUUGUUUGCUCCAGAGAAUUUCCCAGACAUGGAUCAUAGCAUCAAUCAAAAGAUCAAAAAUGCAGACUUGUGGAAGCAUCAGAAGGAUGUUUUCUUGAGUGUUACACCCAGUGGAACUAGCUCCACAAAAGUGACAAGUGAUGUUGUUUCAUCUCCACGGUUAACUAGUGGAAAGCUAGAGAAGAGUUUCUCUGAUUCCGCCAGAGAACCCAGCAGCAGUGCAGUGUCUACUAUUGAUAUGCCUCCACCUCUACCCUUAUCAAAGACUGGUGAGCUCAUGGAUGUCUAUGUCUCAGUGGCCUGCCAUCCAGGUCACUUUAUUGUCCAGCCUUGGAAAGAACUACGUAAUCUAGAAGCCCUAAUGGAGGAAAUGACCUUGUACUACAGCAGAGCAGAAGAGAAACCUGUGAACAUUGAAAAAAACAAGCUGUAUGCAGCUAAAAUUGAAAAUCAGUGGUACAGGAUCAUAAUAAAAGGAAUUCUUAGAAAUGGAGUUUUGUCGGUAUAUGAGUUGGACUAUGGUAAACAUGAGUUUGUCAGCAUAGAGAAAGUACAGCCACUCGUGGAUGCGUUUAGAAAACUACCUUUCCAAGCUAUAACAGCUCAGCUUGCAGGAGUGAAAAGUCAGCAGUGGUCAGAAGAAGCAUCAAUAGUGUUUCGGAAUCUUGUAGAGAAGAAACCCUUGGUGGCACAGAUACAGGCAGUUAAUGAAAGCACUAACUCUUGGGAUCGAAAAAUAGUGACUUUUCUAGUGGACACAUCUCUUCCAGAUACUGAUAUAUGGAUUCAUGAUUUUGUGUCUCAGAGUCUUGUGGAAUUUUCCAAGGAUGAUUAA
Pterocles gutturalis (yellow-throated sandgrouse) is the source of this 1560-nucleotide messenger RNA. RefSeq names its product tudor domain containing 7 (gene TDRD7). The transcript has 8 exons. NCBI's taxonomy places the organism in Eukaryota, Metazoa, Chordata, Aves, Pterocliformes, Pteroclidae. The record is from RefSeq and is a predicted model, not a curated record. Bases 1 to 1560 code for a protein of 519 amino acids. Gene Ontology annotation, biological process: spermatogenesis; lens morphogenesis in camera-type eye; lens fiber cell differentiation.